Moneuplotes crassus is the source of this 1355-nucleotide messenger RNA. The record is from the annotation of a GenBank genome assembly. Lineage: Eukaryota; Ciliophora; Spirotrichea; Euplotida; Euplotidae.
UUAUAAAAAUGCACAAAGGGUUUAGCUUGCCUAAGCUAUAUCACAAGAAAAAAUCAAAUCUGGUUCAAGGGAGGAACAAGAAGUAUAACCAGACAGAUGCCAUACAUCAUGCAGAAGAGUUUAGUAAAUAUGUAAGCAAGAUGAGAAGAGACUCCAAAGACACUGGUCUCAGGAAAUCACUUGAUAUUGAAAAUUUGAAGAAGAGAUUGAAAAAUUCUAAUAUCACUAUUUCUUUCACAGGAAAUGAGGUCGUGGGUAGGAGGUCUAAGAGUAUACUUAAUGCACCAGAUUCAAUGAGGAAUUUACAUGCAAAGCUCCCUGAGAUUGGUAAAAACAAAAGAAAUAGUUCUAAUCCGAAUGCCUCAAAUAUCAUCCGAUUUGAUUCAAUCGGACGCCUAAGCCUUGAUAUGAAAAGCGCUCGUUGGAAAGUGAAGGAAGAUUAUUCGAAAUAAUUUCAAUAUUCUGAACAAAAACCAGCUAAAGAACAAGGGAAAAGUUGUUGAAUUGCCAGAUCUCAAGAUAAGGAUCACAACCAUCAAGCCUGAGUUUUGAAAUAUUUUGAAGCAGUCUUUCGAGGAGGAAAACAAAAAUGAACCAGAAAGAGAAGAUUUUUUAGAAAGAAUCCAGUCUACAAAGUUACUCAUUCCAAAUUUCGGGCCUUUAAAAGAAAAGUCGAAGGCUUCUUCCUGUAGAGGGUCAGAUCAGGUGAUGCCAGAAGAAAAGAAAGAGAUUGCUAAUUCGUCAACAAAAUCAAUUGAAAUUGCUAAGGACAAAUUUGAGAUGAAGUCUUGUGCAAAAUUUUCAGUAUCCAAACCUACUAAGAGAGGACAGAUUAAAGAGUAUGUGACUCACAACUUGCUCUUGUUUGAAGAUGAGAGCUACAACCCCAAGAGAAAUGAAUACAAGGACUCUCUUAGCCAAGUUAAGAAGGAUCUGGCUCGAAGAAAAUAAGAAAAUUUAUGAAAAAGAUUUCGAAACUAAUAGUAUCAGUACUAUUAGUCUUAGCAAUAUUGCUCAAGCACCCAAAUUAAGUCAUUGUGAAAAAAGGAUCAUAGAGAAAGCUAAUCGUAAAGAGGUGAUAUUCCCCACUGAGACUGAAAAGUCAGACAGUUAUAAUGAUCUACCAUUAAUUAAAUAAGCUGGAGCGUAGCUAUGCAGUAUAUGAGGAAGCUACAAGUCAUAAAAGUGAAACUGAGAGUUCUCAGAAGAAUUCAUCAAGACCAACCAUGAAAGAUGUAGUUAGUAGCCGUUUGGCCAAGCUGCUAAGAGAAUCUUAACUGAGGAGCCAUUAUGUGCUAGGUAUCUAUCUUAUGAUAUACUUAGCUUUAAUAUAAUUACUAAUUGAAUCAACCAAC